Pyrus x bretschneideri (Chinese white pear) is the source of this 1322-nucleotide messenger RNA. Its product is annotated as staphylococcal-like nuclease CAN2. The transcript has 9 exons. The coding region runs from base 167 to 1168 and encodes 333 amino acids. Gene Ontology annotation, cellular component: cytoplasm. Gene Ontology annotation, molecular function: nucleic acid binding; nuclease activity. Lineage: Eukaryota; Viridiplantae; Streptophyta; Magnoliopsida; Rosales; Rosaceae. The record is from RefSeq and is a predicted model, not a curated record.
UGUUUGCUUCAUCCAAUUCACCAAAAACCAAUGAUUUAUUUAUAAUCUCCUUUCCAUCAACCUAAAACGUCUUCCCUUUUUCUUGCUUGUUCAGCUUCUUCUGGGUCCAAUUACUUUACAGCUCUGAGCCUCCGGAGGCUCAGAAGAUUGCUGGGAAAUUUGAGAAAUGGGGUUGUUGGGAAGCUUCAUAAGGUUCCUCUUUGGCCAAUGCUGCAAACCCACCACCACCGGCGGGGACUACUCUGAUCCACUUGGCCAUCACGGCGUCUCCGCCACCACUGUCGGCGUUUCGGCUCUUGCCCAAGACCUCUACAACUUCGAGAUCACCUCUCAGGUCCCAGAAGGGCUCGGUCAGCAUGUUGUCUCGUCCAGGAAAGCUCAAGCUAACUGGUAUAGAAAACUAGUUGUGACAUGGAGGGAAGCAAAACCGCUACCAAGAACACCCGAAGAAGCGGCUAGUCUUGUCAUACAAACCCUGAAAGGACAUCGAAAGGCGGAUGUUGAGGGUGUGUUGGCUUUCUAUGGCCUCAAUAUUUCCGCUGAGGAUCCAACAUCAUUGCCUGAAGGAGUAAAGUUUGAGUUCCAGACGCUACCGGUUGAUGUAAAAGCGAUUGCAGAUGGCGAUACAGUGACGGUCUAUGUCAGCACAGAGGAUCCCAGGGAGUCAUCCUGUGUUCCGAGCAAUGUGCAAACAGCUGCCAUUGAAAGAUCAGAAGCACGCGCCGUGAGGAACUAUACAAGGGCAGAUGCACUUCACCAGAAGAUCAUUGAUGCUGGAUACCGGGUACUGAACAUUGAAAACGAGGAGGUCCUUGCCCGAAAGUAUAGGAUCCGACUGAGGGGUAUAGAUGCGCCGGAGAGUUCAAUGCCCUACGGAAAAGAAGCCAAACAGGAGCUGGUUAAGCUUAUUCAGGGCAAGUGCUUGAGGGUUCUUAUCUACGGGGAAGAUCGUUAUGGACGCUGUGUAGGCGACGUAUACAGCAACGGCACAUUUGUACAGGAAGUAAUGCUCAAGAACGGGUGUGCAUGGCAUUACGCAGCCUACGACAAACGCCCAGAAUUCGCAAGGUGGGAAGAACAGGCUCGGACGGAGCGAGUUGGGUUGUGGGCUUCAUCAAACCCUGAGAAGCCAUGGGAUUGGAGAAAGGAUAAGCGUCAAGGCAAAUGAGGAGCUAUUGUAAGGAAAUUAUUCAGAACAUAAGAUUAUGUCUGUAACAGCAAGAAAGUAGGUUUAUAUAGGGCGAAAAAGAGGUGUCUCUGUCUCCGGACGGUACAAACAUACACAUCAUUUGAUUUUUACAAUAAGAUUACGCAUAUACUCA